AUGCCAGUGAUCCAUUCUCUACCUGAGUCUCUGGUACAAGCCUUGACUUUCCAAACUCCCUCUUUAGACCGUCCCUUUGGCUUUUACCUUUGGGAUGUUGUCUCAUUUGCUAUCCAUAGACUUUCAGGAGGUUAUGACCUUAAUAAAUUUGAAUUUGUUGCAGGUCAAGUCCCCUUUUCAACUCUUGCCCCCGUCGUCGCCAUCAUCACCUCUUAUUAUGUGAUUAUUUUUGGUGGACAGGCAAUCAUGACUGCCACUGGCAAAUCUCCAAUUAAACUUGCAAAAAUCUUUCAAAUUCAUAACCUUAACCUAACACUUUUAUCUUUGACUUUAUUACUAUUGCUGGUUGAACAACUCAUCCCCAUUUUGGCAAGAGAAGGUUUGUUUUAUGCUAUUUGCAACUCUGGUUCUUGGACACAACCUAUUGUUCUUGUCUAUUAUCUUAACUACCUUACAAAGUACUUGGAAUUUAUCGAUACCGUCUUUUUGUUUUUGCGCAGAAAACCUUUGACGUUGCUCCAUACAUAUCACCAUGGUGCAACUGCUCUUCUUUGCUACACCCAACUUCUUGGCCAUACCUCUGUUUCUUGGGUCCCUAUUUCUCUUAAUCUUUUUGUUCAUGUGGUUAUGUACUGGUACUAUUUCCAGUCAUCUCGUGGAAUUCGCAUUUGGUGGAAAGAAUGGGUCACUCGUCUUCAAAUUAUCCAAUUUGUGAUUGACUUGUUUUUCAUUUACUUUGCCACUUAUACUUACUACGCUACAAAGUACAAUAUCACUUUCCUUCCUACUUUUGGUACUUGUGCUGGUGAAGAGUUUGCUGCCAUGUCUGGUUGCUUCAUUUUGACUUCAUAUUUGUUUUUGUUUAUUGGCUUUUACAUUCGUGUUUACACCAAGGGCAAGAAGCGCAGUGCUGCAGAGAAAAAGAGAAAUGUUGUUGUUGACAAAGAGGCUACUGUUGGUGUUGCUUCUGGAUCAACUGUUUCUCCAGCUUCUACUGUUUCCAAGUCUCGCAAAGCGUGA
This is a messenger RNA of Magnusiomyces paraingens, 1020 nucleotides long. RefSeq lists its product as uncharacterized. The record is from RefSeq and is a predicted model, not a curated record. Gene Ontology annotation, cellular component: endoplasmic reticulum membrane. Lineage: Eukaryota; Fungi; Ascomycota; Dipodascomycetes; Dipodascales; Dipodascaceae. Bases 1 to 1020 code for a protein of 339 amino acids. Gene Ontology annotation, molecular function: fatty acid elongase activity. The transcript has a single exon. Gene Ontology annotation, biological process: fatty acid elongation, monounsaturated fatty acid; fatty acid elongation, saturated fatty acid; fatty acid elongation, polyunsaturated fatty acid.